Molecule: messenger RNA, 1179 nt
Organism: Helianthus annuus (common sunflower)
Lineage: Eukaryota; Viridiplantae; Streptophyta; Magnoliopsida; Asterales; Asteraceae
Exons: 2
Coding region: 1-1179 (392 amino acids)
Source: RefSeq, a predicted model, not a curated record
AUGGAUUAUAAUAAGAAAUUACUUCUCGUUAUUCUUAUGUACUUGUAUGUCCGGUUUUUUUGGAAGAGAGGUUUAAAACGAGUGCGAGACAAUGAUUCGCGUAUGACGGGACAUAAAUACACGUUAGAGUUAUUGACAGGAAAUCCCGAACAAUGCAUUGAUCUUCUACGUAUGUCUCGUGAAUCAUUUGUCCGACUAUGCGCACAUUUUAGAGUAAAUUAUUCAUUAGAGGAUAGUAAACAUGUAUUGGUUGAGGAGAAGAUGGCUAUGUUUUUGAUGAUAAUCGGUCAUAAUCAACGAUAUGUAGUUAUCAAGCGUAGAUUUCAACACUCAAAGCAAACAAUUCAUAAAUAUUUUUAUGAAGUGUUGGAUAAAAUGAUGCUUUUUGCUAAAGAAAUGAUAGUACCAACUUCUUUCAAUCCUAAUCCAAACAUACCGGGACAUAACAAGAGACUACGACGGGUUUUUAAAGGAGCAGUUGGUGCACUAGAUGGAACUUUAAUACAUGCUGUUGUCCCUAUUAGUAAACAAGAUUUAUAUAGAGGAAGAGGAAAAGGAGAUUGUUAUCAAAACGUAUUAGCAAUUUGUGACUUCAACAUGAUUUUUACGUUCGUCGUGGCCGGCUGGGAAGGUGUAGCACAUGAUGCAAGAAUAUUAUCAGAGGCAUUAUCAGAUCCAGAUGCACCAUUCCCGUUUCCACCACAAGACAAGUAUUAUCUUUGUGAUGCCGCGUAUGCACAUAUACGGGGAUUUAUGGCUCCAUAUCGUAAUGUGAGGUGUUGGCUAGGAGAUUUUCGCCGAAGACGUGCAUUGACUAAUAAAGAGAAAUUUAACCAUGCUCAUGCAAAACUUCGGAACGUAAUUGAGCGUGCUUUUGGUGUCUUUAAAGCAAGAUUCCCUAUUUUGAAGAGGAUGGCACCAUUUCCAUUGGUUACGCAAAGGAACAUUACCAUUGCAUGUUUCGCGCUACAUAAUUUUAUAAGGAAAGAGGGUUUGAGCGAUGAAUUGUUUACAGAAUACGAUCAACCCAAUGUUUCGGUGCAUAAUAGGCAAGUGCACGUUAAUGCUGGUGAAGACGAGGUUGAAGCACAUGGUACUGCAUUGGAUCGAGGAUAUAUGAAUCAGUUACGAGAUGAGAUUGCUGAGCAGUUAAUGCAAAGCACGGAUACAAUGCUUUAA